Messenger RNA from Mercurialis annua (annual mercury), 2439 nucleotides. RefSeq lists its product as uncharacterized. Gene Ontology annotation, molecular function: zinc ion binding. Bases 1 to 2439 code for a protein of 812 amino acids. The record is from RefSeq and is a predicted model, not a curated record. Lineage: Eukaryota; Viridiplantae; Streptophyta; Magnoliopsida; Malpighiales; Euphorbiaceae. The transcript is spliced from 6 exons.
AUGGCCUUCCGUCAGGGUCCCACUAUGCAAAAAUCAAGAGAAAUUCCACUCCUCAAUUUUCUUCUUUUUCCCCCGUAUCGCCACACAGGAAGGCCAUGGGGACGUAAAAUUGUAUCAACUUAUUCCGACCUAAGCGAAAAUCAGUCACAAGGCUAUUGUAACUAUGCGGCUCCUAUAAAUGAGGGGAUUGACAGUAAUUUGAAGGUGGGGGAUUUAGUUAUAGCUCAAAAACUGAUGGGAUCUGUACUUGUUAUGGUCCAACACAGUGGACAAUGGAUUGUAGAAAAUACAUAUGCAGAUUUUCAAGUUAUUGGAAUCAUGAUACCAAAAGAUUCAUCAUAUUUGGAUAUGCUGAAUCAAAUAUCAAAUGAGCUGAAAUUGAAUCUACAAGAACAUAGAAUUGAGGUCAAGUAUCAAGUUAAGAAUCAGUAUCCACCGUUAAAGAUUACUGAUGAUUCGAGCUUCAAAUUUUACAUGGAAAUCAAAAAAAUGCAAACAGACUUUACCAUGUACCCUCUUUGCGUAGAUGUUCAUAGUGAUACACUACUGAUACAAGCAACCCAACAGAGUUCAAGAAGUAUAUCUACAGGUAUUUCAUAUUCAGAUUAUACUAACAAUCAUCAAUUUACAGAGAUGGAAGUGGAUACAUCUGCGAUACAUCUACCAUACAGUGGCGAUACCUUUUCAGAAAUAAGAAAAUAUGCUACUCUACUUGCAAAGGACAGUGUUGAAACAAGCAGUAUGAAUGAAAAAGAAAUGGUAACAGAAGAGAAAAGUGCACAAACAGUGACUGAACCAGUGCAAGAGAUACAAUUAAAAGUUGGACAAUCUUUCAAAAACAAAGGAAUUCUUCAAACAUGCAUGAGAUUUCACGCAAUUAGACAUCACUAUCAGCACAAGACUGUCAAAUCUUGUCAAAAGCAACUUCUACUGAGAUGUAUCAAUGAUACUUGUGAUUGGUAUCUUAAAGCUUCUAGCAGCGGGAAAUCAAAAUUGUUCAUCAUCCGAAACCUGAACAUGAAGCACACAUGUCCUGUAGAUACAAGAUUUAACAGCCAGAGACAAGCUUCAUCGUCAUAUAUUGCAGAAUCCAUCAAACAGAAAUACCUCAAUCUCAAAUCGACAUACACACCAACUGAUAUCAAAAAUGAUUUAGAGAUGAUCGAUGGGGUCAAGGUUAGCUAUAUGAAGGCUUAUAGAUCAAGAGAAAAGGCAUUUGAAAUGAUACGAGGCAAUCCAUCAGAAUCAUAUAAAUUUCUACCAACUUUCUUACAAAUGCUUGGAACGACAAAUCCAGGAUCAGCAAUUGAUAUUCAGGUGACAGAAGACCAUUAUUUCUUAUAUGUUUUUACUGCCUUGAAUUCUUCAAUUAAAGGGUGGCAGCACUGCAGCCCCGUUAUGAUUGUUGAUGGAACGUUUUUAAAAGCGGCAUAUGGUGGAACCCUUCUUGUUGCAACAGCACAAGAUGCAGCUGGAAAACUUUUUCCUUUAGCUUUUUGCAUCGUAGAUUCAGAGAAUGAUAAGUCAUGGGAAUAUUUUUUCAGUCAAAUUAGAAAUGCAUUUGGAACAAGAGCAGGUAUGUGCAUUGUAUCAGAUAGACAUCUGAGCAUUGAUAAUGCAGCAAAAAAAAUAUAUCUGGAGGCUGAUCAUUGCUUGUGUAUCUUCCACCUUCUGAAUAACAUCAAGACAAAUUUCAAAAGAAGUGCAAAGAAAGUGAAAGAGCCAUUCAUUGCAGCAGCAAAAGCAUACACGGAGAAGGAUUUUAAUUAUCAUAUGAAUGAGCUAGACGACAUAGAUACACGGAUUAAGCCGUAUCUUCAUGGUAUCAAAUACAAAAUAUGGUCAAGGUACCACUCAGAAUGCAACAGAUAUAAGACAAUGACUUCGAACCCAGCCGAGUCAUUAAACGCAACAAUAAAGCAUGCAAGAGAACUGCCGAUCGCAACGCUCCUUAUGUAUUUACAUGACCUCCAACAAGAGUACUCCUACAAGCAUAGAAACAUUGCCAUGUACACUAUGACAAAAAUGACAAAAAGGCAUGAAGAUGUGCUAGCACAGAGUUAUGUUAAUUCACUCAAAUUACAGGUAAAACAUUCUACAAAUGAAGUGAUCACAGUGUUGAAUGGUGGCAUCAAAUACACAGUCGACAUGAAAGAUAGAACAUGCACUUGCAAGAGAUUUGAAAUUGAUGAAAUACCGUGUCAACAUGCAGUAGCAAUUAUCAAUGAAAUGAACCGAGAUCCUUAUCAGUAUUGUUCAAUCUACUACAUGAAAGAAACUAUGCUAGCAACGUAUAGUGAAACAGUAUUUCCAAUGGCGAAAGAAGAUGAAUGGGAUGUACCGCAAGAAGUAAAAGACUUUAUUGUAUUCCGCCGCAGCAUAAAACAAAAAGCGGAAGGCCAAAAAAGGAAAGGUUUAAACAUACUUGGGAAAAACUGA